AUGCGUCGCCUCAUCUCCCGCGGCAUGAGCGCUUCUAGCCGUUCCUCUCCGGCUGCCUCGUCUCGAUCCUCCCUCCUCGCCUCCUCCAGAAUGACCUCCAACGGUCCCUCGUCGGUCGCUGCCAGGCGGAUACACGCCACGGCCAAGCAGCUCCAGCCCGCCACUGCCGCCCUGGCCUCGACCGCCACGAGCUAUCCCACCACACACGAGAAGCUCGAGGCCGUCGACACCCCAUACUUCAUUAACAAUGAAUUCGUCUCCUCAAAGACUGACAAGUUCAUUGAGCUGCACGACCCGGCCACCAACAACCUCGUCACCCGUGUCCCCCAGAUGACCGACGAGGAGAUGAAGGCGGCUGUUGCCAGCGCCGAGAAGGCCUUUGAGUCUUGGAAGAACACUACCGUGAUCUCGCGCCAGCAGAUCAUGUUCCGCUUCGUCCAGCUCAUCCGCGAGAACUGGGACCGCCUCGCCGCCAGCAUCACCCUCGAGCAGGGCAAGACCUUUGCUGACGCCAAGGGUGACGUCCUCCGUGGUCUCCAGGUCGCCGAGGCCGCCAUCGCCGCCCCCGAGCUGCUCAAGGGCGAGGUCCUCGAGGUGUCCAAGGACAUGGAGACCCGAACCUACCGUGAGCCUCUGGGCGUUACGGCUGCUAUCUGCCCCUUCAACUUCCCUGCUAUGAUUCCUCUUUGGUGUAUCCCCAUUGCCACCAUCACUGGCAACACACUUAUUCUCAAGCCCUCUGAGCGCGACCCUGGUGCCGCCAUGAUCCUUGCUGAGCUCGUCCAGAAGGCUGGCUUCCCCGAGGGUGUCGUCAACAUCAUUCACGGCGCCCACCGCACCGUCGACUUUAUCCUCGAUGAGCCCGCCAUCAAGGCCGUCAGCUUCGUUGGUGGCAACAAGGCGGGAGAGUACAUCUUCAGCCGCGGUUCUGCUAACGGCAAGCGUGUCCAGGCCAACCUGGGUGCCAAGAACCACGCUGCUGUCCUUCCUGAUGCCAACAAGAACCACUUCAUCAACAGCGUUGUUGGCGCCGCCUUUGGUGCUGCCGGUCAGCGCUGCAUGGCUCUGAGCACCCUCGUCAUGGUUGGUGAGACCAAGGAGUGGCUCAAUGAGGUCGCCGAGCGAGCUAGGGAGCUCAACGUCAACGGUGGCUUCGAGCAGGGUGCCGACCUCGGACCCGUCAUCUCUCCUCAGAGCAAGGAGCGCAUUGAGAGCCUCAUUGCCUCUGCCGAGAAGGAGGGUGCCACUAUCCUCCUCGAUGGCCGUGGCUUCAAGCCCAGCAAGUACCCCAACGGAAACUGGGUCGGCCCUACCAUCAUCUCCAACGUCACCCCUGAUAUGACCUGCUACAAGGAGGAGAUCUUUGGUCCCGUCCUGGUGUGCCUCAACGUCGACACCAUCGACGAUGCUAUUGAUCUGAUCAACAAGAACGAGUACGGCAACGGCACUGCCAUCUUCACCCGAUCUGGCGCCACUGGCGAGACCUUCCGCAAGCGCAUCGAGGCCGGUCAGGUGGGUAUCAACGUGCCCAUCCCUGUCCCUCUGCCCAUGUUCUCCUUCACCGGUAACAAGAAGAGUAUUGCUGGUGGCGGUGCCAACACCUUCUACGGCCGACCCGGUAUCAACUUCUACACUCAGCUCAAGACGGUGACUGCUCUGUGGCAGAGUGCUGAUGCUGUGGCUAAGAAGGCUGAUGUGGCCAUGCCUACUCAUCAAUAA
Molecule: messenger RNA, 1719 nt
Organism: Fusarium keratoplasticum
Lineage: Eukaryota; Fungi; Ascomycota; Sordariomycetes; Hypocreales; Nectriaceae
Product: Methylmalonate-semialdehyde dehydrogenase
Exons: 2
Coding region: 1-1719 (572 amino acids)
Biological process (GO): thymine catabolic process; L-valine catabolic process
Cellular component (GO): mitochondrion
Molecular function (GO): methylmalonate-semialdehyde dehydrogenase (acylating, NAD+) activity; malonate-semialdehyde dehydrogenase (acetylating, [NAD(P)+]) activity
Source: RefSeq, a predicted model, not a curated record